Messenger RNA from Mugil cephalus (flathead mullet), 1805 nucleotides. It is a transcript of the gene hat1, whose product is annotated as histone acetyltransferase 1. Gene Ontology annotation, biological process: subtelomeric heterochromatin formation. Gene Ontology annotation, molecular function: histone H4 acetyltransferase activity; histone binding. The record is from RefSeq and is a predicted model, not a curated record. The transcript is spliced from 11 exons. NCBI's taxonomy places the organism in Eukaryota, Metazoa, Chordata, Actinopteri, Mugiliformes, Mugilidae. Gene Ontology annotation, cellular component: nucleus. Bases 105 to 1331 code for a protein of 408 amino acids.
AAAAAACUACUUCCGGUUUCUACGGAAACACGCAGACCCGGAAGUCCCCCUGAUUCCGCGGGUCUUUUGGGACAACACAGCUCCACACAACACAGUGUGCAGAAAUGGCGGGAGUGAACACCAUGGAGAAGAAACUGGCUGAGUACAAGUGUGACACCAAUGAAGCUAUAUGCUUGAAGCUGGUUCGCUUUCCGGAGGAUGUUGAGGAUGAUGGGACCACAUUCCACCCAGAGUACAGCCACCAAAUCUUUGGAGACGACGAAGUCGCAUUUGGAUACAAAGGUCUUCAGAUUCAGAUCUUCUACACCGCUGGAAACCUGAGCACUCUCUUCAAAGUGAAAUACUCCUCAAAAGUCUCUGAGACGUUUGACUGUGUGGAGCCCGACGACGUGGAGGGAAAGAUCCGGGAAAUCGUUCCUGCCGGAUUCACCUGCAACACCGACGACUUCAUCUCGCUGCUGGAGAAGGAGGCGAAUUUCAAGCCCUUCGGCACUUUGCUCCACACGUACACGGUCCACAACGAGGACGCAGGAGAACUCACCUACCAGAUUCACAAGGCUGACAUCUCCUGCCCUGGAUUCCAAGAGUACCACGAGCGCCUGCAGACCUUCCUCAUGUGGUUCAUAGAGACUGCCAGUUUCAUCGAUGCAGAUGACGAUCGUUGGGACUUCUUUCUCGUAUUUGAAAAGUACAAUAAAGAUGGGGAGACUCUCUACGCAACUGUUGGCUACAUGACAGUUUAUAAUUACUACGUGUACCCAGACAAAACCCGACCACGUGUAAGCCAAAUGUUGAUCCUGCCUCCGUUCCAAGGAGAGGGUCACGGAGCUCAGCUUCUGGAGGCAGUGCACAGAUUUUAUUGCAGCCUGCCCAAAGUGCAAGACAUCACAGCUGAAGACCCGUCUGAGAACUACGUGAAGCUGAGAGACUACGUGCUGGCGAAGCUUUGCCAGGGCCUUCCUUCCUUCGCCGUAGACAAGCUGCCCCUCGGCUUCUCGGCCGACAUGGUCAAAGAGGCGCAAGACAAGCUGAAAAUUAAUAAGAAACACGCGAGACGGGUGUACGAAAUCCUGCGUCUGCGAGCGACGGACAUGAGCGACGAAGAGAAAGCGCGGGAGUACCGUUUGGAGGUGAAGAAGAGGCUAUUUGGACCAUACAGGAAGAAUCAGCGGGAGCUGGCGAAGAUGAGGAAGUGCCUACGGCCGGAGGAGCUGGUGUCCCACAUGGGCCAGAUGGACACGCAGACGCAGCACGAGGAGCUGGAGAAGAGCUAUCAGGUCGUCGUGGAAGACUACAGGAGAAUCAUCGAGAGGCUAGCGACCCAGGCCUGAUUGAUCCAAGCGUGACACGCUGCUGACUCGGAGCCCCGACACUCAACAUACAGGUGCUCUGCCCAAUCUGUACAAAGCCUACAGCACGACAGACUUUCUGCUGCAGCCAAGAAGAGGCUCUUCUUGUUGUGACAAAAUCAGUGUUUUAAUUGAAGAGUGUUACAGGUGUAUAGUGGCUGACGAUGGGCUGCGGUGGGAAAGGCCUGUCUGUUUUCCAGCUGAUGUUGAUACGGUAGAGGAGGUGAAUAGUGCAGCUGGAGGGUGAGACUUCCUGUUUGUCCCACAUGUUUAAUCACAUUGUGCCAGAUUAAAUGAUGUGUAGUUUUUCACAGAUGAUCAGAGGUCCGCUAUCCUGCAGAGAAACCUUGCUUCUUCUCCAUCAUAGACAUUUUUUAAAGAUCUUUUGUCGAAACAGUUCCCCAGUGUGUGUUUUGAAGCACUUCAUACUGAAAAUAAAUAUGGUUUUGUAUAUUG